Molecule: messenger RNA, 1259 nt
Organism: Passer montanus (Eurasian tree sparrow)
Lineage: Eukaryota; Metazoa; Chordata; Aves; Passeriformes; Passeridae
Gene: CIB2
Product: calcium and integrin binding family member 2
Exons: 5
Coding region: 408-1022 (204 amino acids)
Molecular function (GO): calcium ion binding
Source: RefSeq, a predicted model, not a curated record
AGAGCUGCUCCAAAACCUGGAGGUGCCGUGUGGAGCGCCCUGAGUGAGACCCGAGGGAAGAGAGCUGCGUUCUGCUGGGAGCGGCUGCUCGCUGUUUGGGUUAUAAAAGCUCCGUAUGCCUCUCAGAAAAACAUCUGAAAACUGGCAGAUUGGCAUCCCUGUUUUUGCACGACACCUGCCUGUGAUUUUAACACUUUCCUUCCUGGCACACUCCAGUUAAGCCUUUGCAAAGAUUUCUCAGACUGUGUCCUUCCUCAGUGGGCAGGUGCCAUCCAAACCAGUUCAAUGCAGGCUCUGGGAUUUUUUCAGUACACUCACGGAGUAUACGUGCUCUAAAUGCCUACAAUACAGAGGAAUCCAGCUACUUCUAAUGGGAUGCAUUUGCAGAGAGGAAUUCCUCAUUUAAGAUGGGUAAUAAGCAAACGAUAUUUACUGAUGAACAGCUAGAUGCCUAUCAGGAUUGCACGUUCUUCACUCGGAAGGAAAUCCUUCGGUUGCACGGCCGAUACCAUGAAAUGGCACCAAACGUUGUGCCCAUGGACUAUACAAAGGACCCAGAUGUUAAACUACCUAUGCAGCUUAUAAUAAACAUGCCUGAGCUGAAGGAGAACCCCUUCAAAGAAAGGAUUGUGGAGUCUUUCUCAGAAGAUGGAGAGGGAAGCCUGAGCUUCAAUGACUUUGUGGAUAUGUUCUCCGUGCUCAGUGAAAUGGCUCCCCGAGAGCUUAAAGCAAUCUAUGCCUUUAAGAUUUAUGAUUUUAACACAGAUAACUUCAUUUGUAAAGCAGACUUGGAAAAAACCCUCAAUAAGCUGACCCGGGAAGAGCUGACAGCAGAGGAAAUCACUCUGGUUUGUGAGAAGGUGAUAGAAGAAGCUGACAUGGAUGGUGAUGGGAAAUUAGGAUUUGCAGAUUUUGAAAACAUGAUUUCCAAGGCACCAGACUUUCUCAGGUAUUAUUUUAAGAAAAAGAAAGUCUCUUGCAUACUUGCAAAUAUUGUCUUAGGAUAUCACUGUGCAGUCUAAUACAAGAAGUGUCAGACGUAAGUAUUUUACUAGAGAACUGUCUAGGGGAUGGCUUCUUACCUAACUCAGUUUACUUUUCCAGUUCUCUCCUAAUUUAAGACUAAGAGCUCAAUGACCUUUCAUUAUCACCUUUCCUGCUCCUCCACCUGUCUUGGUGCAGUUCAGGAAAAUAUUUUCAUCCAUUAUGAGCUCAAAUUCAGCCUGUAGCAAGGAUUAAGCCUAUAGCAAGGAUCCUAG